Mesocricetus auratus (golden hamster) is the source of this 4911-nucleotide messenger RNA. RefSeq names its product LIM domain binding 3 (gene Ldb3). The transcript has 14 exons. The record is from RefSeq and is a predicted model, not a curated record. Gene Ontology annotation, cellular component: stress fiber; adherens junction; filamentous actin. Bases 155 to 2326 code for a protein of 723 amino acids. Gene Ontology annotation, molecular function: actin binding; muscle alpha-actinin binding. Lineage: Eukaryota; Metazoa; Chordata; Mammalia; Rodentia; Cricetidae. Gene Ontology annotation, biological process: muscle structure development; actin cytoskeleton organization; heart development.
GGGUCUCCCAGGGGAGGCAGAGGGAGGCUGGCCUUUCCCUUUAAGAACAUCUUCUCACUCCCCCUCCCUUAUCCAGAAGCAAGUCAUCAGGCAGUGCCAGAGUCCAAAGAAAGAGCCUUCAGCUCCAGAGGAAACCACUGCUGUCGGUACCGGUAUGUCUUACAGUGUGACUCUGACUGGGCCUGGGCCCUGGGGCUUCCGUCUGCAAGGAGGCAAGGACUUCAAUAUGCCCCUCACUAUCUCCCGGAUCACUCCAGGCAGCAAGGCAGCCCAGUCCCAGCUCAGCCAAGGAGACCUCGUGGUGGCCAUCGAUGGCGUCAACACGGACACUAUGACCCACCUGGAGGCCCAGAACAAGAUCAAAUCCGCCAGCUACAACCUGAGCCUCACUCUGCAGAAAUCCAAGCGUCCUGUUACCAUCUCCACAACAGCACCCCCGGUCCAGUCCCCACUGCCAGUGAUACCCCACCAGAAGGAUCACGCUCUGGACACGAACGGCAGCCUGGCGACUCCCAGCCCCAGCCCUGAGGCGAGGGCCAGCCCAGGCACCCCGGGCACCAUGGAGUUCGGGGACACCUUUAGCUCCUCCUUCUCCCAGACCUCUGUCUGCACCCCACACAUGGAGUCUGCCCUUCCUCAGGGCAGCCCAGUGGCUAAGGCCAGCCCAGAGGGUAUCCAGGGCUCAGUCAGCCCCCAAGUUCUGCCAGGCCCCAGGCAACCGAGGCAAUAUAACAACCCCAUUGGCCUGUACUCAGCAGAGACCCUGAGGGAGAUGGCUCAGAUGUAUCAGAUGAGCCUUCGAGGAAAGGCCUCAGGUGCUGGACUCCUAGGAGGGAGUCUCCCUGUGAAAGACUUGGCUGUGGAUAGCGCCUCUCCGGUGUACCAGGCUGUGAUCAAAAACCAAAGCAAGCCAGAAGAUGAGGCCGAUGAGUGGGCCCGCCGGUCCUCCAACCUGCAGUCCCGCUCCUUCCGCAUCCUGGCCCAGAUGACAGGGACCGAAUACAUGCAAGACCCUGACGAAGAAGCCCUGCGGAGGUCCAGCACCCCUAUUGAGCAUGCUCCAGUGUGCACCAGCCAGGCCACUACCCCGCUGCUGCCUGCUUCUGCCCAGUCGCCCGCUGCUGCCUCUCCCAUUGCAGCCUCGCCAACCCUGGCCACAACUGCUGCUGCCCACGCUGCCGCUGCCUCUGCUGCAGGUCCUGCCUCAAGCCCUGUGGAGAGUCCGAGGCCACAAGCCUCUGCCUACAGCCCUGUGGCAGCCACCUCUCCAGCACCUUCUGCCCACACCAGCUACAGUGAGGGUCCAGCUGCCCCUGCACCCAAGCCCCGGGUCGUAACCACUGCCAGCAUCCGGCCCUCUGUCUACCAGCCAGUGCCUGCAUCUACCUACAGCCCAUCCCCAGGAGCCAAUUACAGUCCAGCUCCCUAUACCCCCUCACCUGCUCCUACUUAUACCCCCUCACCUGCACCCACCUAUACCCCUUCCCCUGCACCCACCUAUACCCCUUCCCCUGCACCGGCUUAUACCCCCUCACCUGCCCCGAACUAUAACCCUGCCCCAUCGGCAGCCUACAGCGGGGGCCCUGCAGAGUCCACCAGCCGCCCACCCUGGGUGACUGAUGACAGCUUCUCUCAGAAGUUUGCUCCUGGAAAGAGCACCACCUCUGUCAGCAAGCAGACCCUGCCCCGGGGAGCUCCAGCCUACAACCCAACAGGUCCACAGGUGACCCCUCUUGCCAGGGGCACCUUCCAGAGAGCUGAGCGCUUCCCAGCUAGCAGCCGGACUCCCCUCUGUGGCCACUGCAACAAUGUCAUCAGGGGCCCCUUUCUGGUAGCCAUGGGCCGCUCUUGGCACCCGGAAGAGUUCAACUGUGCCUACUGCAAGAACUCCCUGGCAGACGUGUGCUUCGUGGAGGAGCAGAACAAUGUUUACUGUGAGAGGUGCUAUGAGCAGUUUUUUGCUCCGCUCUGUGCCAAGUGCAACACCAAGAUCAUGGGGGAAGUGAUGCACGCUCUCAGACAGACAUGGCACACGACCUGCUUCGUCUGCGCAGCCUGCAAGAAACCCUUUGGAAACAGCCUCUUCCACAUGGAGGAUGGAGAGCCAUACUGCGAGAAAGACUACAUCAAUCUGUUCAGCACCAAGUGUCACGGCUGUGAUUUUCCUGUGGAAGCUGGCGAUAAGUUUAUCGAAGCCCUGGGGCACACCUGGCAUGACACCUGCUUCAUCUGUGCGGUCUGCCACGUGAAUCUGGAGGGACAGCCAUUCUACUCCAAGAAAGACAAGCCACUGUGCAAGAAGCAUGCACAUGCCAUAAAUGUGUAGAGCCCCGGAUGUUCCCGCUUCGACAAUGGAGGAGUCAAAGAAGCCGACGUUUCUUCUUGGGGGGGGGCAAGAGAAGUGGUAGAACCUUUUGAAGUCUAAUUUUAGUCUUUUCUUGUACACACAGAUUGUGUAUUCAUGUAGUUCAGACUAGAAACCAAAAGAAGAUUCUAAACCCAGCUAGUAAUUAAUCCACUGCUGGAACUGCGCUUCAGACAUUUGGGAAAGAAUUCCGAGAAAUCAAAAGUCAAAAACAAAAAGCAGUGCUCAAAAAUGAUACACCUCCCCGGCCAUCACUGCCACCCGUGCAGGGACAGUGCUCAGGGCAGUUGUGGAGGGUCCAAAACUCACAGCAGAGUUCUGGAGAGCUCCUUGGCAAACACAAUGAUGUGGCAAACAGUAUUUGCUCUGGGGUUAUUUUUAGAACGGGCACUGAGAGCUCCUUAGCUUAGACCCAUUGGGCCUUCCUCACCAAAAAAGGAAGAGUCGUUCCGUUAGCAUCACAGAGUUUCCUCAGCACAUCAGACUUCAGAUGUUGAACAAACUCGAAAUCUGUAAGGGGAGCCCAGACUUCUGAAGCGAUGUCGGGCCACUGCUGAGCAAAUGGGGAGACCCCGGAAAGGUCUUUGACUAGUGCCACAAACAACCGAGAAAAGAUGGGCUCUCUCUACAUCUCCCCCUUUCAGUCUGGAACAUCUGAUGUCUCUGGACGGCCUUGCUCCUUUUUGGAUUGUCAUGGGAAAGUGAAUUGGGUUUCUCCUGUUUUGCUUUGCAAUGUGUCCGAAGAGGUUUGCAAAGGACUCUGGGGUCGGGUUUAGUCUUUGUUUUGCUUGAAAGAGGGUCCCGAGCAUGACUGUUCCGUCCGUGCAUGAAUUUCACCCCACCCACCACUGCUUAUGGUGUGUGUGGGGGGGUGAAAUAUGUCUUCCUCCUCCCCACCCGCAGACAGGCUCAGUGGAAAGAAAAGAGAGAUGGCAUCGAACACAGGAUGGUAGAACAGGCUCUCACGCCCAACUGUGCAUGGGGAGAGGACCUUGCUCUCUGCCAACCUCAGCACCGGCUGCGGGACCCGUCUUCAGGGCCCGCUUGCGCUCUUUGCUUGUGCCUUCAAAUGCAGCAGCCAUUUAUGUAAUCAUGCUGACUGCUGCGGGCAGGGGGAAGGUACAUGUGCCAUUUGGGCCGAUGUUUUGAAAAUAGCUGAGUGGAUUUAGCAUAUUUAUUGAAAUAGACCUGGCCCUCAGAGUCCUUUUCAGAUAUGGAGCCCGGUAGAAGUAGAGAGAGUGGCUUCCUUUCUGGGUCUGGAGAUGGCAAGCUCACUUUUCCGUCUAGGAAGCACUGUUGGGAAGGAUGCUCAUUGGAAAUGGCAUUGAAGCAGGCUGUGUGUGUAUGUGUGUUUCCCACGGGAGCACAGAGCUUAGGCACCGUGCAGACUCGAUGCCCUCCUCUCUUUGCUCCUGUUUUGGAUUUUUUUUUUCUCUUUGCACAUUUGAAAUGCUUUGUAGGAAUGCAUUCAAACUCUUUCUUUUGAGAACUAAGGCUUCCAGGCGACAGUCAUCCUACCUAAGGGUCUCUCCCAGUCAGACACAGCCUGACGGGAAGCCCGCAGCACGGAGGAAUGUCAGAACAAUGUCAGAACUGCUGGGACAGCCUGGAGCUUUGCUCAGACACGGAACAGGGCCUUGGGCCUCCUGUUGUUUUUGGAAAGUUCAAAUUUGCAGGGACGAGGAGCUUGCUGACUAAGCAGAAAGGUUUUUAAGCAGUUGCAUUUCCAAAAUAGUAUCUAUUAAAUGAUCAGGAACUGGUCUUGAGGAAGGGAAAUAAAAAUCCCAACCAUUGUGUUUCCCAGAUCUCUUUUUAAAGUUUUUUAUGCAUGCGCACAGACACUACUCCUGUGUAAUUUGUCAUUUUCUGUAGGCUCUUCAAGAAGAGAAGCAAAAUAUUCCAGAGGAAAGCAUCACUGUCAUCCUAGAUUAAGUAGUUGUGUUUUAAUAUUUAAUAGUCAUGUACAUUCAUGAAGGGCUUUUAUUUUUAAAAAACAAUUUUUUUCAGGGACUAAGUGUAACCCAGUGGUACAGAAUUUUCCUACCAUUCAGGAUGCUCUAACUGCAGUCCUCAGCACUGCCAAAAACCAAUUUAAACUAGCAGGAAAGGGAGCUAGUUUCUAGAAUAGUACACAGGGUAAACCUACAUAGUGAUAAGAUUAAAGGCUGUGUGGCGAUCAGGUUAACAUCAUGGCUUUCCUGUGACAGCAAACAGUUUUUACUGGUUCACAGAAGUACAGUUUGUCUUGUCUUCUUAUUGUUGGCAUAAAUCUAAUGUACCGAUAGGCACUCACCUUUUACAGUAGGAUGACUUGUAUUGGCAGUGUUUGUGUUACCAAUCUAGUCUUUGUAAUGUGAACUUUUCAACCCAAGCAUUCUUGGGUCCUUUUCCUUUCUUUUUGGCAAGCUUUCUGAAGUGGAAUAGAAUGUGUUACAGGAGUGCACAACACUGUUCUGCAUGUUUUUACUUCUUCUUCUUGUCUUUCUUUUUGGUGGGAGGGUCUGUGUAGAUUCUUUUUAGCAAAAUAAAAUUCAGAAAAAGAUGCA